Molecule: messenger RNA, 2093 nt
Organism: Paramecium sonneborni
Lineage: Eukaryota; Ciliophora; Oligohymenophorea; Peniculida; Parameciidae
Source: the annotation of a GenBank genome assembly
CUUACGAUGAAUAUAGGGUAAGAGUAUAAGAAUUAAAAAUAGUGCUCAAUUUUGGACUCAAUUUGGUAUGUUAAUGAAAGAAAAUGGAUUCGAUCGCCAUUUUGAUAAUACAGACUUAUAAUUGACUACAUUGUUAGAUGAUGAUUAAAUAAUUGGGGAAUUCAGAAAUCAAAAUUAGAAAUUAAUGGAUUAGUAAGAUAUAGAUUAAUACGUAGUAUGCAAAAAUAACAAGUGGAUGAAUUAGUGAGUUAUUUAACUGAGAUGCCAGCGGAUGAUUCAAAUUCAAAAAGAGCUUUUCGAUAUCCAUUUUAUUCAUGUGAAUUGUUAGUAUGUUGUGAAAAUCCUAAGAUUUUAGAGUAAUUUUUUGGAGAAGAUAAGUAUCAAUUAAAAUAUUAAUAGAUCUCUAUUGCAUAAAUUAUUUUAAUUUUUUGUUUCAGAUUAAGAUAUAAAUCCAGUUUUAGCAGGAUAUGUAUGUAAUGUAUUAUUUAACCUAUUAAAAAUGCGUACUGAUAUCUUUCUUGCUGAAUUUUAUAAUUAUCAAAAUUUGACAUUUAGAUUAAUUAGAUAACUUUAAUCUCGUUCAGUUUCAGAACUUGUGAUUCGUUUAUUAACAAUUGAAUAGGAGACUACAAUUGAUUAUACACCUUAAAGAAUUGAAUUAUUAAGAGGAGUAGUUGAAAGAAUUAUUGAUAAUUCAAAUUUUGAAGUAUAAAUAAUCUUUAAUUAGGUAUCUACUAACGUAUCUCAUAUCAUUUAAGAGAUCACAUUGAAAGCAUAUUUAAUUAAUAAAGCAUAACCUCUUUUUGAUUUCUUAUAUAAAGAUUCAAUAGAUUUGUUUUGUCGAUCUAUUGUUCAUGAAUCUAAUUUUGUAUCUCUUGCCUCAGGAACUGCAUUAUAUAAUCUAUUAAUUUUACAUUACAAAAUAAUUACGAGAUAAGGUGAUCCAACCGAAAGUGCAAUUUUCUAAGUAGAUUAAUAAGAGUUAUUCAAUGUAAUAGAAUCUCAUUUACAUAAAUGGUUAGAAUUUUUAUUAUAAUCUACUAAUCCUAUCUUUGGAUAACAUAAAAUUAAAUUACUUGAAAUUAUUGGUGUGUGUAUUAGUUUGAAUCAAUAAUCCUUUGUUGAUAAAUUAUAAGAAUAAGAUAUCUUUAAAGUAUAUAACUAAUUAUUUAUCAAAUAUGAAAAACAUGAUAUAUUGCAUUUGUAAUACUAUAGAUUCUUAGUUCAUAUAAUUGAAUAAAAAUUGGAUAAUCUAGUUUAAAAUGUAAAAUAUUUAAAAUAAUUAGUUAUUCAAUCAAAAUGAUUUUAUUUAAUUUUUAUUGAAAUGUACUACAGAAGUGAUUAACAAUUAAAAUUAAAGAAAGGAAUAUUUGGGUUUUGUAACUAAAUUGGCUCAUUUUUUGAAAGAGUUUUCACCCAAAUAUCCAUUAUUGUAAUCUGAAUUAGAAAAAGAAUCAUGGAAGAAAUUUAAGAAAUAAUAUUUUGAUAAGGCUGAAAGGCUAAAUAAUCAUGAAUUAGGGGGUCAUACAAGAGCUGAUUAUAGUGAAGAUGUUGAUUUUAAUAAAGAAGACAUUUAACCAAAAUAUGACACCUUUUAAAAUUCCAAUUCUGAAGAAAAAAUAUAAAAUGAUACAAAUUCUCAAAAUCUAUCUAAUAUAUUUGAUGCUUUUAAAAUAAGUGUUAGUGAAGAAAAUAAUUCAGUGAAUGUAUAGUAAUAAGAAUGGGGUAAUUUUUCAUGGAAUUAAGAAUAACCAAAUUAAUCAAAAGAAUAAUAAAAAUAAUAAGAAUUCUAAUUUGAUGAAGUACCUAAAGAAGGUUAAGAAUUCUAAUUUGAUGAAGUACCUAAAGAAGGUUAAGAUUAAUAAAAAGAAUCAUAAUAAUAAUCUAAUACUCAAUAAAAAAAAGAAAUAGAUAUAAAUAUUGAGAAGGAAAUAAAUACAAAAUAAAAACAUGAUUAUGCAUAAGAGGAAAAGGAAGAUGAAUAUAAUCGCUUUUGGCAAUUCUAAAUUCAUGAACAUGAUGUAUAUUAGAUAUUAUUAUUUUAGGCUUAAAUACAUAAUGAUGCUUUGUAUGAGUUUGAAAAAAAUUUAUGA